AUGAGAAACGCUUUGUAUGAUAAAUUAGAUGACGAUGGCAUCAUAGCUCCAGGUAUCCGUGUGUCUGGAGAUGAUGUUGUAAUUGGUAAAACAAUAACUCUACCAGAGAAUGAUGAUGAAUUAGAAGAUCAGUUCGUAUCCCACAAAUCGGCGAUAAGUUUGCGUCACGCCAUGGUCAAAAAGGAACUUGUGGUAUUCAGUACAGGCAAGAAGACAUGCCUUUCACUUGUGAAGGAAGAGCUCGUGAUGGAGGUUUACGUUUUGGAGAGAUGGAACGAGAUUGUCAAAUUGCACAUGGUGCUGCUCAAUUUCUUAGAGAACGCCUAUUUGAAGUGUCAGAUCCUUACCGCAUACAUGUCUGCAACUUUUGUGGUU
Iphiclides podalirius (scarce swallowtail) is the source of this 375-nucleotide messenger RNA. The record is from the annotation of a GenBank genome assembly. NCBI's taxonomy places the organism in Eukaryota, Metazoa, Arthropoda, Insecta, Lepidoptera, Papilionidae.